This is a messenger RNA of Heteronotia binoei (common prickly gecko), 1711 nucleotides long. RefSeq names its product bystin like (gene BYSL). The record is from RefSeq and is a predicted model, not a curated record. Gene Ontology annotation, cellular component: preribosome, small subunit precursor; nucleolus; cytoplasm. Gene Ontology annotation, biological process: rRNA processing. The transcript has 7 exons. Gene Ontology annotation, molecular function: snoRNA binding. Lineage: Eukaryota; Metazoa; Chordata; Lepidosauria; Squamata; Gekkonidae. Bases 38 to 1402 code for a protein of 454 amino acids.
UUUGAAAUACAGCAGUCGCAAAGGUUGCACGUCGCGCAUGCGCCUUUGCGGCUGUCUUCACAUGUGUUUCUUUUUUUCGGAGGGGAGCAUGCCUAAGGUUAAGCGGGCGAGGGGCUCUAAGGGGCCGGAGGGGAACGUUUCUCUGGCUGAACAGAUUAUCCAAGGAGAGUUAGUGAAGCCCAUUACGCGCGUGAAAACAAGGGGUAAAGGGCAGGGCGGCGACGAAGAAGAGGAUGGGUAUGUAGAUGAGAAGCUCUCCCGGAGGAUCCUGGAGCAGGCGCGAAUCCAGCAAGAGGAGCUGGAGGCCGAGCACGGCGCUAGCAGAGAAGAGUCAAAGAAAACGACUUUCCUGGGACCUACAUCAAAGGAUGGAAAUUCAGACACAGAGGAUGAUGAGUGGCCAUCUCUGGAGAAAGCUGCAACCAUGGCGAAAGGAGAGUGCUGUGAAGAGGUGACUGUGAAUAUGGAAGAUGAAAAGGCUAUUGAGAUGUUCAUGAACAAGAACCCACCAUUGCGGCGCACCUUAGCAGACAUCAUCACAGAGAAGAUCACAGAAAAACAAACGGAAGUAGAGACAGUGAUGUCAGAAGUAUCAGGUCGGCUCAUGCCACAGCUUGACCCUCGUGUCCUAGAGGUCUAUAAGGGUGUCAGAGAAGUUCUGUCAAAAUACAGAAGUGGAAAACUGCCCAAAGCCUUCAAGAUCAUACCAGCAUUAUCCAAUUGGGAACAGAUCCUUUAUAUCACAGAACCAGAAACAUGGACAGCAGCUGCCAUGUACCAAGCAACCAGAAUAUUUUCAUCAAACCUCAAAGAGAAGAUGGCUCAGAGGUUUUACAACUUGGUGCUACUCCCUCGAAUCAGAGAUGACAUUGCUGAAUAUAAACGGCUCAAUUUCCAUCUUUACAUGGCAUUGAAGAAGGCCUUGUUCAAGCCUGGAGCCUGGUUCAAAGGAAUCCUUAUCCCCUUGUGUGAAUCAGGAACAUGUACACUGAGGGAAGCCAUAAUUGUGGGCAGCAUUAUUACACAGUGCUCUAUCCCUGUUCUUCAUUCUGGGGCUGCUAUGCUAAAGAUCGCUGAGAUGGAGUACAGUGGUGCCAACAGCAUUUUCCUUCGCCUACUCAUUGACAAGAAGUAUGCCUUGCCCUUCCGUGUUGUAGAUGCGCUCGUCUUCCAUUUCCUAGCUUUCCGGACAGACCAACGCACCUUGCCUGUUCUUUGGCACCAGUGUCUCUUGACUUUUGUUCAGCGUUACAAAGAAGACCUCUCCUCAGAGCAAAAGGAAAGCCUCUUGGAGCUGCUCAGAUUCCAGAGCCAUCUCCAAAUCUCCCCAGAGAUCCGCAGGGAACUGGUGAAUUCUAAGUGUCGAGAUGUGGAGGGAAUGCAGCCUGAGGCAAUGGAAUGAUUCGAAGAUAUGGAAAAAGAGCUUAUUUCCCUUGAAUGUUUUAGGUGUGGUGACUUUGCUUAUAGUGGGGCUUCAAGGAGAAGAAGGCAGCUGAGUUGCUUUUGCAGCUGUAGCAAAUUGUUGAGUGAACAUGUUUAAAUCUCUGUUUGACAAGUUUGAGAGAUUUGUUUACAGUUGCAAAGGUGGAAGCAUUUGUAACUUUCUUUCAGCUUGAAUACCCUUUUGUAUUGGUAUGGGUCCCUUUUAGAGGCUGGGAUUCCUGUCCCCACCCUUCCCCCAAUUAUUAAACCCCUUCCUGGUAGAAUUAUA